UGGUUGUUGUAUAACUUCCGUCUCGCACCGAUGACGUCACGCGGCGCCACGCCUCCUCGGUCGCGCUCUGGCUGACGCCACGCCUUCCUGUGUCGGGUGAUCUGGAUUGGGACUGUCAGGACCCCAGCGGUGGCCGGCGGAAACGGGCAUGGAGUCGCCCCCGCCCACCAUGAUAGAGGGGCUCGGAGAUGAGGUGACUGUUGUAGUGGGGAUUUUUAUUUUGCUGCUAGCACUAGUUUUGGCAUGGCUGUCUACUUAUGUGGCCGAAGGCAAUGAUCCUCUGCUUGGAAGUCUGAUACCCACCGGACGUAGAGAACCUCUUCUAGGCCUCAGCAACCCUGUGCCUCCAAGUCCAGAACCACCAAGAGCUGUGGAGCCUCAAGUAGAGAAACCAGAAGAAGGGGAACAAGGCCAAGGAGGUGAGCAAGAUACAGACACUGAGAACGCCACCCUUGAUCAGAUGCUGGAUAUCCAAGGAGUGCCUAAGCGAGGUCAGCCAGCGCCCCCCACAGGUGAAGAGGAGGAAGUGCUGGAUGCAGGAGACGCUGCAGGUCAGGAGGCCUCUCAGGAAGUAGCUAGCAGUAAAGGUCCGGAAGAAGAUGAAGGUAAAGAGCAGGAUUCCGGUAUCCCGCAGCGAAGUAUAGGCAGAGAUCACGAAUGGAGGAAGAAGGCCGGCACAGUCCAGGAGCAGACUCAGCCCGAAGAAGGAAUGAUCACGGUCAGGCUUAAGUUCCUGAAUGAAACUGAAGAACUGGCUUUGGUGAGGCCAGAUGACACCAUUGGGACAUUGAAAAGCAAAUACUUCCCUGGUCAGGAGCCACAGAUGAAGCUCAUCUUCCAGGGACAGCUUCUCCACGACUCCACCCAGACCUUGCGCUCCCUCCAUAUCACAGACAACUGUGUCAUCCACUGCCACCGUUCUCAGGCCACCGUCUCCUCCUCCCCUGUAGGACCUGAAUCGGGAGGGACUUCCCAGGAGCACGCUGGCCUCACACCGCCCAUCGGGAACCUGAUGAUACCAGUCUUUGUGGUCAUGUUGGCUCUGAUCUGGUAUUUCCGAAUCAAUUACCGUCAGUUUUUUACGGCUCCAGCCACUGUCUCCUUGGUGGGGGUCACUGUAUUUUUCAGCUUUUUGGUCUUCGGCAUGUAUGGACGAUAAGAGAGAGACAGGGCAAUGAGGGUACAGGAACAUUGGACUGUGGGGUAGAAUGGGAUGAACCAAGAAAGCCUCUGGUAUGUAUUGUGUAUCAGGUCACCAGUACCUUAAUCAGACCUAAUCUGUCGGUACUGAGUAUGAUUUUAUGCAGUAUAAAUUUGUUGUGCGGUAUCAGAUAUGCCUAUUGUCAUGGUGCCCCGAUCUAUCCCUAAAGGCCUUGUGUAACAAGUCCAUAUUAUGCCAUACAGCAUCACCCUACAACCUUUAAGACGCAAUGCGGGCAUUGAGGUCAUCACUGUACUUUAAGGAACAAGGUUUUCUAUCUAGCAGGCAUUGUCCCCAUGACACCACCUCCAGAAGGAAGGCAUUAGGAGUAGAGCCACUGUAAAGGUGCAAUAUACCACAAUCUAUUACUGUGUGCCACCUAAAGAGUCACAUUAGACCGUAAUCCUUGGCCCUCACAUGUGAUCUUUCAGAAGACCUUUUUUUCACACCUUGAAAAUUCGGAUGAUGCAUGUGUAAGUCGCGCAAACCACAGGUUUUGGGGAUUGUGUGCAUGUUGUGAUGCACUAUUUUAGGACCCACACAGGUUUUAUUUAAGCAGAAUCUGCACCUCAUCUCAUUGAGAAGAACGUCUUAUAAAAUCUGGGAGGAUAACUAAAGGCAUUACACCCCCUGACAGUAGUCCUGAUCAUCGGUGAGGACCCACCUGUCCUUCAGGGAUUCGGCUAACACCAGGAGGACUUCUACAUCUUCUUGAACUUGGUAACACAGUCCUGAAGUCCAUCUAUGAGUUGUCUUACAAUCCGAUCUUGUAAUUAUUUAUCUGUUCUUUUUUUUGUUGAUGGAGUGAAAACCGGUGAGACCCGUAGAUGUUUCCACCAUGGACGAGACAUUAGACACAAGAGCUUUGCUGAUGAAAAGGUUGCAUCGCCCCCUGACUCACGAUUCUGGGGAGGACGGGGGUGAUGAUUUCCAUCCUAUUUUAAAUAUGAAUCUAAACGGUUAAUAUAUGAAUGAAUAAAAUAAUUUUGCUUCUUCAUGAACUGGA
Molecule: messenger RNA, 2207 nt
Organism: Hyla sarda
Lineage: Eukaryota; Metazoa; Chordata; Amphibia; Anura; Hylidae
Gene: TMUB2
Product: transmembrane and ubiquitin like domain containing 2
Exons: 3
Coding region: 149-1159 (336 amino acids)
Molecular function (GO): protein binding
Source: RefSeq, a predicted model, not a curated record